AUGUAUAUACGUAUCAUAUCUAAUUAUAUGGGUGUUAUAAUUAAACCAAUUCUAUUUCGAAUUAUAAAAUCUUAUCAAGUUUCCUUGACAACUUCUUGUCCAUUUAAUACAUCAAGUCAAAUAUUGAUUUUAAAUUCUAACGAUAUCUAUCGAAAUUUAGCUUUUGAAGAAUGUUUAUAUCAUGAAGGUGAAAAACACUUGAAAUAUUUAAAGGAUAAACCAUCAUGGUUUACAAAAAUCUUAUUAUGGCGUAGUAAUUCUUGUAUUGUAAUUGGUCGAUUUCAAAAUGCUUGGAAAGAAGUGAACAUUCCAUUGUUACAUUCUAAUGGUUGGAAAUUAGCUAGACGUCAUUCUGGUGGUGGUGCUGUUUAUCAUGAUCUUGGUAAUUUAAACAUAUCAUUUAUACAACCUAGAUGUUAUAUGGAUAGACAGAAAUGUAUGGAAUUUUUACAGUCGGUUUUACAACCAUUAUUAAUUCCUUCAAAUUGCUCUAUACAUAUUGGCAAUAGAUAUGAUUUGUGGAUUUCAGAAAAUCAAACUAAUACAAAUACAUUGCAAAAUAUGUCAAAAAUAUCCGGCUCUUCAUCGAAAUUCGGUGCUAAUAUGGCAUAUCAUCAUUGUACAUUACUUUUUGAUGCAAAUUUAAACAAUUUAUCUGAAGUACUGAAACCAACUUUUAUAAAUUUAAAAACCAAAGCAACCGAUAGCAUUCGAAGUCCAGUGAAAAAUUUAAAUUUAAACAUUGAACUACUUUUAAAUACAAUCAUUGAAGAUGGUUUAAAAUGGAUAUCCAAAAAUGAUUUGAUUACAUCUAACCCUGUUGUAACCAAUAUAUUGGAAGGUCAAGAAGAUCAAUUUAUCCAUUCAAUGAAAGAUUUUCAACAAACAUUAACAUUGUCACAAACAUGGUCAUGGAUUUAUGGUAAUUCACCAAGUUUUCAAUUAGCAUUAGAAAAUUAUGAACCUAAUCUAUCUUAUCUUACUAAUCAAUUUGGUUCCAUUAUCAUAGAUUGUAGUCGUGGUGGAGUUUUUAAAUCUAUUGGAUUUGAUCAUUCUCAUAAUUGUAAUGUAGAUCCUUUAUUGAAAGAUUUUUUAUCAGAGAUAACUAUAUGUCUUCAUGGUGCAGAAUGUCGAACUAAUUCAUGGGAUUUUAUAUUGGAUCAAUUUGUAUCUAAGAAACUAAUUCAAUUGAAUGGUGAAAAUAUGUCUAAUGAACAAUUGUUAAUAAUUAAGGCGUUAAAAAUGAUUUCUAGUCUAUUUUAA
Messenger RNA from Schistosoma guineensis, 1263 nucleotides. The record is from the annotation of a GenBank genome assembly. NCBI's taxonomy places the organism in Eukaryota, Metazoa, Platyhelminthes, Trematoda, Strigeidida, Schistosomatidae.